Messenger RNA from Hibiscus syriacus, 2322 nucleotides. Its product is annotated as potassium transporter 5-like. The transcript has 8 exons. Gene Ontology annotation, cellular component: membrane. The record is from RefSeq and is a predicted model, not a curated record. Gene Ontology annotation, biological process: potassium ion transmembrane transport. The coding region runs from base 23 to 2287 and encodes 754 amino acids. Lineage: Eukaryota; Viridiplantae; Streptophyta; Magnoliopsida; Malvales; Malvaceae. Gene Ontology annotation, molecular function: potassium ion transmembrane transporter activity.
AACCGAAUCGAACAAGACAGACAUGUCUGGUAAAGGUGAGAAAGGUGAUGAAGAUAUAGAGCUUACACCGGCAGGAGAAGAAAAGAAGGAACCGAAGCAACGAAAGUCGUCAUGGGCCAAGCUACGCCAUGUUGAUUCUUUCAACGCGGAGGCCGGUAGAAUAUUAUCAGCACUUCAGGGCCAUAACACCAAGAAGGGUUGGAUGACAACGGUGAGUUUAGCAUUUCAGACUAUAGGAGUAGUGUAUGGAGACAUCGGAACUUCUCCGUUAUACACAUUCGCCGGAAUUUUCCCAGAAGGCAUUGACCAGCAGGAACACCUACUCGGAGCUCUCUCCCUCAUCCUCUACUCCAUAAUUCUCAUGCCCUUUUGCAAGUAUACAUUUGUAGUUUUGAAUGCAAAUGACAAUGGAGAAGGCGGAACAUUCGCGCUCUAUUCUUUGUUAUGCCGACAUAUCAAAAUGAGCUUACUUCCAAAUCAACAACCGGAGGAUCGAGAACUGUCGAACUACAAGCUGGAAACAUCAUCCAGCCAGAUGAAACGAGCACAUUAUAUUAGAGGAAAGUUGGAGAACAGUCAAGCUGCUAAAGUUGCUCUUUUUCUAUUCACUAUCCUUGGCGUUUCAAUGGUUAUGGGAGAUGGGAUUUUGACUCCAUCCAUGUCAGUUCUUUCCGCAGUUGGUGGUAUUGAAGCCUUGGGACAAGAUGCUGUGGUGUGGAUUUCAGUAGCAAUUCUGUUCAUCCUUUUCUACGCUCAACGAUUUGGAACUGACAAAGUGGGAUUUUCGUUCGCCCCAAUCUUAACCGUGUGGUUCUUAUUACUCGUCGGCAUCGGUUUUUACAAUCUCAACAGAUAUGGUUGGAGCGUAUUACGCGCGUUUAAUCCGUAUUACAUGGUGGCUUACUUCAGAGGACGCGCCCAGCAGGCGUGGAUAUCUCUCGGUGGAGUAGUUCUUUCAACUACAGGGACGGAAGCCAUGUUUGCCGAUCUCGGUCACUUCAGUGUUCGAGCAAUUCAACUGAGUUUCUCUUGCGUGGUCUUGCCGGCAUUACUGGUUGCAUACUGCGGCCAAGCCGCCUACCUCUCCCAAAACCCUUAUGAUGUUCUGGACACUUUCUACAAAUCAAUUCCAGAUCCGAUUUAUUGGCCGACAUUCGUGGUGGCUGUUCUCGCUGCAAUUAUUGCAAGCCAGGCUAUGAUAUCUGGUGUUUUUUCAAUCAUCACUCAGUCGUUGUCAGUCGGGUGUUUUCCGAGAGUUAAGGUGGUUCACACAUCGGAGAAGUACGAAGGUCAGGUUUAUAUACCGGACGUCAACUACAUUAUAAUGAUUUUAUGCAUUUUGGUCACCAUUGUGUUCAGAAGCACAGAUAAGAUCGGCCACGCAUACGGAAUUGCUGUGGUGGCUGUAAUGUUCAUCUCGACAUGCAUGGUGUCACUUAUCAUGCUCGUAGUGUGGAAGACGAACAUAUUGUUUAUCAUCUUCUUCUUCGGGCUGUUUGCCUUUAUAGAGCUUACGUAUCUCUCGUCUGUGCUGUCUAAAUUUGUUCAGGGAGGAUACCUUCCACUAGCCUAUGCCAUGGUCAUGAUGUCGAUCAUGGGGAUAUGGCAUUACGCGUACAAGAAACGGUACGAGUUCGAGCUCAAGAACAAGGUUUCGAGUGAUUACAUCAAGCAACUAGCCCGAGAUCCGAGGAUAAAUCGGGUGCCAGGGGUGGGACUUUUGUACUCGGAGCUGGUCCAUGGCAUACCUCCCAUAUUUCCUCAUUUCAUCUCCUCCAUCCCCUCGGUCCAUUCCGUUCUAAUCUUCGUCUCGAUCAAGAAGCUCCCGAUUUGCAAGAUAGCACCGGAGGAACGCUUCCUCUUCCGAUACGUGGAACCGAGAGAGUACCGGAUGUACCGAUGCAUCGUGCGGUACGGCUACAUGGAUGUAACGGGAACCAACAAGGAGUUCGAGCAACAACUGUUGGAGAACUUGAAGGACUUCAUUCGUAACGAGUACUUCAUGACACACGGAAGGACCGCCGAGGACACGACAACCGGUGAAGGAAGUAGCCAGAUAUCGGUUGUAGAGGAGGAGAUUCGAUUCAUCGAGAGAGCCGUCGAUGAAGGAAUCAUUUACCUACUAGGAGAAACAAAAGUGAUGGCAAAACAAAAUGCUUCAAUCUUCAAGAAACUGGUUGUGGAUUACAUUUAUACUUUUCUAAGGAAUAAUUUCAGGCAAGGGGAGACCGAGAUGAUGGUACCGCACACCAGGCUGUUAAGGGUCGGCAUGACAUUCGAAAUUUAGAACAGACGUUUGACGAGGAGAUGGGCAGUUUUCAG